ACGUGACCGGCUGCCCCCGCCAACAUGGCUGCGCCCACGGGGCCCUGCGCCCGUCUGCCCCGAUGCCGCCUCCUCGUCUUCCUCCUUUUCUUCCUCUUCCUCCUCCUCCUCCUCUUGCUGGGGGCGGUGGCCGCCACCGGCGGGAACUGCGGCUGCAGCGCCAGCCGGGGCAGCGCCGGGCGGGAAGCGGCGGCGCGGCGGUACUCGGCGCCGGGCGGCGGGCGGAGCGCGGGGCGCGGGCCGAUGGUCGCUAUUCCAGGAGGUGUGUUCACAAUGGGGACUGAUGAGCCUGAAAUACAGCAAGAUGGAGAAUGGCCUGCCAGAAGAGUCCACAUUAACAGUUUCUACAUGGAUCAGUAUGAGGUCAGCAAUGAGGAGUUCGAGAGAUUUGUGAAUUCUACUGGGUACGUUACUGAGGCAGAGAAAUUUGGCGAUUCCUUUGUGUUUGAUGGAAUGCUGAGUGAAGAAGUGAAAGCUGACAUCCACCAUGCAGUUGCAGCUGCUCCCUGGUGGUUGCCUGUGAAAGGAGCCAACUGGAAGCACCCUGAAGGUCCUGACUCUAAUAUAUCUGGCAGAAAGGAUCAUCCAGUUCUUCAUGUCUCCUGGAAUGAUGCUGUGGCAUUCUGCGUGUGGGCAGGGAAACGAUUACCAACUGAGGCUGAAUGGGAAUACAGCUGUCGAGGGGGCCUUGAGAAUAGACUUUUCCCAUGGGGCAACAAGCUUCAGCCAAAAGGUCAACAUUAUGCUAAUAUCUGGCAGGGAGUGUUCCCAACUAAUAACACAGCAGAAGAUGGAUACAAAGGAACUGCACCUGUCACUGCAUUUCCUCCCAAUGGAUAUGGCUUGUACAAUAUUGUGGGAAAUGCCUGGGAAUGGACGUCUGACUGGUGGGCUGUUCAUCAUACAACAGAUGAAGUACACAACCCUAAAGGGCCGUCAUCGGGGACUGACAGAGUGAAGAAGGGUGGAUCCUAUAUGUGCCAUAAGUCUUACUGCUAUAGGUAUCGCUGUGCGGCCCGUAGUCAAAAUACUCCUGACAGCUCUGCUUCAAAUCUGGGAUUCCGCUGCGCAGCAGACACCUUGCCAGAGUUACUGUGACCAAGUGGGCUGUCGCAUUAAGAUGUGAAGGGUUGAACUUCUCCAAAGGAAAAAGAGAUGCCUGGAGUUCACUAGCUGGUGACGGAAGAGAACAAUCUAGUGCUUAAAAUUCCAGUAGAGAGGAAAAAAGACCUCAACACUACUCAAGUUGCUUGAAGAACCUUCAUGUAUUUAUCUUUGGAGAAGGUGGCCUGGACUUUUAUCCUGACCAAACUCCUUAUUGGCAAAUUCUGUUGGUUUUAGCAAGACUGUUCUGGAGUUCACUAGCAGAAAACUUGGCAGAAAUAUGCCAGUUGUGUUUAAAAAGGUUAAUUCUGUUUAAUAGCUCUUCUAUAAAAGAUCUUUAAUAAAUAGAUUUAUUUAUGUAUAUUUGAAUUUCUACACUCAAAUCCCAUAAAUGAGGGCUUUAUAAACUUCUAGGCAUAUUCAAAAGAGAUUUGAAGCGCUUGUGAGGACCAGAAGGCAGACUGCCAUCCACACAGGUAGUUUAGCACAGCCCUUGUGUUACAUUCCCAUUGCAGUGAAAAUCAGGUGUCUAUAAACGUGCUUUUUCUGGUGAGUUACUCGCUCCUUUAGGAAGUGCCUUCUGCAGCUGAGGGAAGAUCCUCAUGGUGGUGAUGAUCAGAAGUUCUGUAGGUAUCUGAACAAAAUUUCAAGCAUUGCUUGAUGCUGAAGACUUUUAUUGAUUGGAAAAACACUGGCAAUUUGUUUCUAGUUUCUCUUGGACAUGGUGUAGGCUUAUUUUGGAGACUUGCAACUUGCAAAAAUGGCAUCAUUAGAAACUGAAGCUUAGGAAUGAUUCCACUUGAAUAAAAGAUCAUUAAAGUGACAAGACGGCAGAUGUAACUGUGCACCCAGAGGCCUAGUAAGGUAAAUAGUGCAACUGUUAUGUUUAAAAAAAAUUUAACAAGGAGGAGGGGAAAUGGGAGUAAUGAGAGCUACGUCGUUUGGGAUCUGAAUGUAUUUCAGGCCUUUCACAAAGUGUUUUGCACUGUUACUUGCUCUAGGACACGGUACCUGAUAACACUUCUGUGCAGGCAGUUGCUUGCUCUAAUGGAGGCUCAACAAGGGAUUGCCUGUGCAGUAAGCUGCACAGCAGAAUGGCUGUCCUUCCACAUGUGUCACGCUCAGCUGUGUUGCUGCCCUCUAACAGGCUUCUUGAUAGCCUUUGUGUAAAACGGACUCAACUCGGAUAUUUCAGCUACUUUAGGACCUAACAGUGGAAAAAUGUGGUGGAUUAACAACAGUUUUUUGCACUGAUACCAGUCUUUCCCAGCGUUGUCUUCUCUGCAGUAAGUUGGGUUUGGGUUGAAUAAGAUUGAGGUAAUGUAAAUCCAUCACUUGGUAGCUCCUACGCUCUGUUUCAUGUUGAGAGGAAGAUACUGGAGAAUGUCUGGGGAGCCUUUCCAAAACCAGCAGUCUCCAGUGGGCAGUUAAGGUAAUUCUAGCAAGCAGAAAAAAUGUCAUGUGACUUGGCACUCAUGUGAGCAUAGCAAAAGCUGUGGUAAAUAUUUGUGUAGCAAUGACUGCCUUACCAGCAUUAAAUAUUUAAUUUAAAUCUAUGCAUUGAAAACAUCUGUUUUGCUACAAGUAAUAGGGAAAGAUUCCUUCUAUCUUUCUAAAAAGGCUUGUCUCUGCCACAAGGAGUAUACUUUGUUAUAAAACGAUUUGCUGAGAGUUGGAUUCUGGAAAAAAUGCUUGGAAAAAAGAACUUUCCAAUAUAUGGAAUUGUAUUAUGACUUUAAAUAAAGAGCUUUAUGAUGCCACACCAUCAGAUAUAAGUCAGUCAAUACUCAUUGUGCUCUUGGGGGCACCUGGAGCAAAGUGU
Molecule: messenger RNA, 2926 nt
Organism: Cuculus canorus (common cuckoo)
Lineage: Eukaryota; Metazoa; Chordata; Aves; Cuculiformes; Cuculidae
Gene: SUMF1
Product: sulfatase modifying factor 1
Exons: 9
Coding region: 25-1098 (357 amino acids)
Cellular component (GO): endoplasmic reticulum
Source: RefSeq, a predicted model, not a curated record